CUGCGAGUUCAUGGAAAUAGCCCUCCAUUCAAACUCCGUUCUAAGCAGCUAUGAUGAUUCGUGCUCUAUGUCUCCUCGCUUUCGUCGUAGGAAGCCUUAUUGAAGCGCUCCCAUCUCGCGUCCGUCGUGAGGACAAGAUCCAGCGAUAUUGUGCCAAGCAUCUCGAACACUACCGUAAAUUCUGCGAGAAUUCCGCCGAUGUCGACGGCUCAGCAUCGUCGAAACUGGCCAAGUUCUGUCCCGCAUACGAGAAGCACUGCUCGAUGUCGAAACGCGAUACCUCGUCGGACUCGUCCGACUCCGAGUUCGACAACCUAGUGGUGCCACCACCGCUGCCGAAGGGUAGCGAAUUCGCCGCCCUCGAUCUGCCAAUCGGCAGCCAGUCCAAGUCGGCACCGGCAGCGUCGAAGACCCGGCUCACAGCUGCGAUCAUUGCCAGCUGCACGCCCGAAUGCACGGCCGCUCACUGUACCGACGAAUGCAAGUGCGCGCACACGCAUCCGAAGGUGCACGCGAUGUGCAACCCGCCGUCGAACGCGCAGCUCGCUGACACGUGCCAGAAGUGGUACGCGAAGUGCCCGAUGUUCCAGCCGGUGCAAUACUACUAAGCACGCAGUGCUGUACGAGGGUAACAACUGUGCCCGAUUCAUGUAGUUUGCUGUAUAUACCUAUGACUAGACUCUAGUAGGGUGGGAGUGUUUCUUACUAGUAAUAUCUCAGAUAAUCACGUCUAUUACACCUUUGUGUUGUAUUUAACUGUUUACCUCAGCUUGCUGUAUCAGUCCCACCCUAUGUGAGAAGGACCUCAAUUUAACUUCGAGUGAUUCCUCCUUGUAUUAAGUACGAUCUCUCCAUCUCUCCGGUUCGCAAUACAGCUUUGAGAAAAGAACUUAUUACUCUCUACAUAGUUGCAUUGUACUCUGAUUACAAGUUGUUGCACCGAUUUCUCUUCACGAUCUGUUUGUGAGAUGGUUUUGGCUGGUACUAGCAGUUGAUGGAGAUGUAAGCAGUGAAAUCAGUGCACAGGUUAUGGACAUCAUUCCGUGAAUGCGCAUACCCUACUUUGAUCGAAUACACAAAUAAAUGUUGC
Cylicocyclus nassatus is the source of this 1090-nucleotide messenger RNA. The record is from the annotation of a GenBank genome assembly. Lineage: Eukaryota; Metazoa; Nematoda; Chromadorea; Rhabditida; Strongylidae.